AUGGCCAAGAGUCUGUUUUCAGUUCCGAUCUUCUUGAUUUGUUUUCGUGAGGUCUUGGAAGCCGCUAUCAUCCUAUCCGUCCUUCUUGCUCUCGUCGAGCAAAUCGUCAAGCGUGACUCGGAUCGAGAUGCGCUCGACCCUGUUCACACCUCAUCCGAAGGUACACAACCCGAAUAUGACAAUAAACUCGUGAAACGGAUGAGACUUCAGAUUUUCUCCGGUACAUUUGUUGGCCUCUUCAUCUCCGUCUGUAUCGGUGCCACCUUUUUGGCAAUAUACUAUACGCAGCUCAAUGACAUUUACGGAAACUCGGAAGAGCUAUGGGAGGGUAUUUUCUCAAUUGUGGCCUGUUGCAUGAUAUUCAUCAUGGGAAUCACAAUGAUGCGUAUGGAUCGAGCUAAAGUUAAAUGGCGUCUACAACUUUCUAAAGCUUUUGAUCAAGGUUGUCUUUCAAAUUCUGAUCAAGAUAAGCUAAUCAAGCCUAGAAAAAUCGAUCUUAUCAAAUCAAUCUUUGCUCUUGGUACUGAGAAUGAGGAUAGUUCAACCCGUUCAAGUAAAUAUCUUUUAUUCUUCUUACCUACAGCAACCGUCUUACGUGAAGGAUUAGAAGCUGUAGUCUUCAUUGGUGGGGUUUCCCUUGGACAACCUGCUAGUUCAAUUCCUAUCGCAGCGGUGACUGGAAUUGGUUUGGGUAUGAUCAUCGGUUAUGUGAUCUAUAGCUCUUCAGCUCGACUCAACCUGAGCAUCUUCCUCAUCGUCUCAACAAUCGCUUUGAUGUAUAUCGGAGCUGGCUUGAUCACCAAAGCCACAUGGUACUUCAUCAUGCAUCGAUACAUUCAGGCAGUCGGUGGUGAUGCCGCCGAAGCCGGCGAUGGGCCAGGCUCCUUUCCAGUAGAUGGACUACUUUGGCACCUCGAUUAUGGUAACCCUGAAAACAAAUUAGCAGCCGGUGGAUGGACCAUCUUCUCGGGUGUUUUGGGCUGGAACAACACCGGCACAAUUGCUACGGUUUUGAUCUAUAUUGCCUUUUGGCUCUUGGUCUCGAUCACCCUAGUGUAUAUGAAAUGGAAAGAAGGACGUUGUACGAUCUUCAAUUUCUCUUCUCAGGCUCGUAAACGA
Melampsora larici-populina 98AG31 is the source of this 1119-nucleotide messenger RNA. RefSeq lists its product as uncharacterized. Gene Ontology annotation, molecular function: ferrous iron transmembrane transporter activity. Gene Ontology annotation, cellular component: plasma membrane; high-affinity iron permease complex. The transcript is spliced from 8 exons. The record is from RefSeq and is a predicted model, not a curated record. The annotation marks the transcript as partial. Lineage: Eukaryota; Fungi; Basidiomycota; Pucciniomycetes; Pucciniales; Melampsoraceae. Gene Ontology annotation, biological process: iron ion transmembrane transport.